CCUAGAGAGCUCUUGACAAUGAAGGGGAUGACCUGCCAGUGAAGUCACAGAGCCCCAAGGUGGCUUCAGGGAAGAGCCCAACCCUGGGUAUGAACUUUGACCAGAAGGCUGUGAAAUUCCUGGCCAAUUUUUACAUCAAUGGAGGCAAACACUGGACUCAUGGCCCUCUGAGACAGAAAAGGCCGGAGGGGGCCCUGCUGUCCUGGGGGACAGGUGAGAUGCGGCCCAUCAGCAGGAAGGGGACCCCAGCUGGCCGGAGGUCACGCGUGGGUUCCCCCUGGAGGUGCCCGCCCACCUGCACCAGGACCCAACGGGGGCUGUUGCUGGAACAGCGCCCUCCACUUCUGGCUGAUCCAGAUGUGCCUGGCCCGGCCCAGUAUGAGCCCAGCGCCUUCGUGCGGGAAAGCUCCCCGCACCCCCACUACAGCAUUGGUCGCAGGCACCCCGGCCCAGAUGGUGGCGGCCGCAGAGCGUGGCACAGCGCGUGGCUACAGAGCGAGAGCCCCUUCACGCAGAAGGUGGACUUCAACCGCGAGCACCAGUGGCCAUCGCCCGCAGACCACGUGCCGUCCAGCCUGCCCACCGGCCCGGCUUUCAGCUUCGUUGGCCGUGCGCGCCCGGGUCCUCUCCGCCUCCGGAGCCCCCGCGCGCGCUCCCUCCUGCAGGGACCGCCACGCGUCCCUGGCCAGCAGCGCCCAGGCCCCUCCGCCUACGACGUCCGCCCGGGUUGCCGCCUGCUGAGCCCGCGCCCGCCCGCCUUCUCCAUGAGCCGCGCUCCCGCCUUCGUCUCCUGGCUGCGCGCCUCCUGUACACCUGGUCCGGCCGCCUACCACGUGGAGGACUGCUAUGACGCGUGCUUCCCCUCCGUGCCCGGGGUGGUCAUUCAGGGCGCCCGCAGGCCCAAGCGCCACGACACGGGCCCGUUCUGUGCGCUGUAGGGCCUGACCCUGCUGAUCGCCUAGUGGAUCCUGGCUUCCCUGGGGUUCUCCCAGGCCUCCCUCUGGACCGUGGGCGUGGCAUCCCAAGCGGACCUUCACCCAUCCUCCCACUGGGAACCCUGCUAUGGACUGGGCAAGGGAAACCCAGCUCAGGGCUCCCCACCUG
Molecule: messenger RNA, 1104 nt
Organism: Octodon degus (degu)
Lineage: Eukaryota; Metazoa; Chordata; Mammalia; Rodentia; Octodontidae
Gene: Stpg3
Product: sperm-tail PG-rich repeat containing 3
Exons: 6
Coding region: 90-938 (282 amino acids)
Source: RefSeq, a predicted model, not a curated record